AUGGCCAUCCAGCAGAAAACUGUGAUGAACGGGCCUCCAAAACUCAUUCAGCCAUGCAUCGUCACCAGCAAAAAGAGUACAAAUCUAACAAGUGCAGAUGCGCCACCUGCUGUCAAUAUGGCUCCUCAAUCAACUGCAGCUCCUCAGUCAACCACAGCUCCUCAAUCAACCAUGGCUCCUCAAGACAAUCAGACUGGUCAACCAGUAAAGAAGAAACAUGCUGGGUUGAAGUUGAACUUUUGGGACAGCGUUGAUGCCAACCGCAAGCUGUCCAAUGGUGGAGUCAUGAUCUCAACUAGUGACAAACUCACACUAUAUUACUUUGAUUACAUCUGCACAUACCGAAUCAGUUCUAAUCUCAAGCAUGUCGUCAAUUCUGACCUAGAAGGGCCCAUUCCCAACUGGGCAGACAAAGUCGCAUCACAGACUCAACUGAAGCCAUGUUCACCACCAAGCGCCCAAGCCUCUGGCAGGAUCACCCAACUUCAACUUGCAGAUUCCGACCUGGAUCUUGAUAAUGAACCUGAAGAGUACAGUGAGCCGACAUCAACAAUACAGAGGGGAAAGAAUAUUGUGCAUGUGAAAGAGAAACUGAAACUCACAUCAAGAGGCAAGAAGCACUCAUUCCAAAAUGCAGAGUAUUCUGCUGAAGAACGAGAUGCUGCUGAAGAAUUUGAGAUGCUGCAGGAUCCGGACACUGCUGAGGACCAGGAGAUACUCAAGCAUCCAGAUGCUGCUGAGGACCAGGAGAUUCUCGAGGAUCCAGACGCUGCUGAAGGAUUUGAGGAGGUUGCUGAAGGAUUUGAGGUUGCUGCUGAAGAUGAGGACCAUAUGCAUGGCACGACGCACAAGCUCUUUAAUGUCUCCAACCAGAAGACCGCAACACAGCAUACCAAGGGCAAGGGCAAUACCAAGGUCAAGACUGGAGGUCAAGACGGAGGUCAAGACGGAGGUGAAGGCUGA
Molecule: messenger RNA, 963 nt
Organism: Suillus subalutaceus
Lineage: Eukaryota; Fungi; Basidiomycota; Agaricomycetes; Boletales; Suillaceae
Exons: 6
Coding region: 1-963 (320 amino acids)
Source: RefSeq, a predicted model, not a curated record